AAAAGGGUAAACAAGUUUCUUGGAGGGGACGGUCAAAAUACUUACUUUACUUGUACUUAACAAAUGAAGUACCUUUUUUUAAGUUAAGUUUAUGCAAGUUUAAUAUUGCAUUCAAAAUUAUUGGCCAUUUUAAUCAGGACGUAUAUCAAUGAAUCGUUCACAUUAAGUCUUUCAAUAUUUCAGUACUUACUUGUUCGAAUUUAUGUACUAUAUACUUGCUAAUAAAAAUCGUUUAAAUUACCAAAAUUAAGUUUAUUCGCUUAUUUUUUUGUAUAAAAUCAUAUUUACUGAGGCCUAUGUCGAAGUCUAAAGAUUUAAGUGAUUUAAAGAUGAAAGAUCUUCAUCAAAAUGAAAGUAUUACUGGAGAAAAACUAAUAUAUCCUGCUGCUACAAGAAACCAAGAACCAAUACUGCAGGUUUUGAAGAGGUUUAUAAUAUGUGAUCUGGAUAAAGUUUGUGAUGAGAGUCCUUUGUUUCUAGAGGUCUCAUCAGGAUCAGGACAACAUCUUUAUCACUUUGCACCUCAUUUCCCAGGAGUGAAAUUUCAACCUUCAGAAUAUGAUAAAAGUCUUCUUGGUAGCAUAGCUUAUUACAGUCAACUCUGCCCAACAAAAAAUAUUUUAACACCCAUACAACUGGAUGUUUGUAAUGAAUUUAACAGCUAUGGGUUUCAUGAAAACUCUAUUGAUUAUCUUUAUAAUGCGAAUAUGAUCCAUAUUAGCCCAUAUGAAUGCACCAUAGGAUUGUUUAAGAAUGCAGGCAGUUAUUUAAAGCCUGAUGCUCUGAUGAUAACAUAUGGCCCUUAUAGUAAAGAUGGUAAAAUAACGCCUCAAAGUAACAUUGAUUUUGAUGCUUCCCUAAGAAGCAGGAAUCCUUUGUGGGGCCUUCGUGAUAUUAAUGAUUUAUUAAAAUUAGCUGAAGAAUGUGAUUUAUCUUUAAUGGACACUAUAGAAAUGCCUGCAAACAAUAAAACUUUAAUCUGGAAAAAGAAUUGAGGCUAAGGCAUAUCUGUUCUGUUUAGGUAUUUCUUUUAAACUUGCAAAUAUGAUGAAAUUGGCCCAGUGAUAGUUAACUUCUUUUUGGUAAUUUAGUAGUCAAUAUUUUGCAUAUGAACUAGAUGUUAAUUAUUGACUAUGGAAUGGACACAAAAUAAUUAGGAUUGAUAUUUAGAGAUUAGAAUAGCAUAAUGUUUUUGUGAUAUGGAUACUUUCACGGUGAAAUAAAAAUGUAGUAAACUAGUAUAUAAGCCUUAUUUGGUUCCAAUUUGGAGGUAAAAUACCUAUACUCAUGGUGAAGGUUGUGCAAAAAGUGAUUAAAACUUAUGUGAAUAAUGUCAAGUUCUUAAAAAGCCUUGUGUUUUAGCUUUUACUGUCCCACUGCUGGUCAAAUAAGCAUUAACACUUAGUAAAAAUAAAUAAAUUGAUGUAAUCAAUAAUAUUCUGCUUGCCCAGUCCUUGCUCUGUCUGAUCCUUGAAUAUGCUGAUGCAUGCUAUCUCAAUCUCUCUGUAGAUUUACAUAAUAAACUGCUCAAGUUUAUUACGUAAAUCUUCAGAGCCUUCAAAAUUUCUGUAUCAGGUUCAUAUUUGGCUUACCAAAUACGACCACCAUCUCUUUCCAUGCACAACUCAAGUGGCUUCUAAUCAGGCUUCGUCACGACUAUAAAAUUUUCACACUCCUUUUUUAUAUACUUUUCAUUCCUUCUACUCCUCAGUAUAUUAAAGAGCACUUCACCUUUUUUCAUCAGAAUAACAGUCAGACUACCCGCAGUCUAAUUGCCCUUAGCCUCAAUACUCCUUCUAAUAUGUCUGUAGCCUACUCUAAGUCCUUUACAGUUCAGGCCGUGCGUCUGUGGAAUGCUUUACCCGUUGACAUUCGCACUUCUCAAACAAUGGGUGCCUUUAAAACGAACUUGAAGAAGUACUAUCUCUCUUCAUAACUUUGUUCAUAAUAAUAUUCAUAUUAAUGAAGCUAUUUUAUAUAGGUAUGUAUAUAACUAUGUGUAGUGAUUCGCAUACCCACCGGCAUAUGGGCUCUCAGACACACGCUCACUGUAUGUAUUUAUUUAUUAGAUGUAGUAUUUUAUUUAUUGUAUUUAGUCUCUAAGUUUAUUAUAUUUUAUGUAUGUAGUUUUUUUUAUUAUACACUAACAUCUGUUAGCUAUGCUGUUCAUCCGGUUCCAUUUUAUUACCUUUAACUACCCAAAGGUUGGCUCGAAGAGGUUGCUUAACGAAAAUGAAGAGGGCGGACUUGCCCUUUCUCAACAUAUUCAUGUUUGUUUCUACUACAUAUUUAUGUAUUAUUAUUGUGUUUUAUGGGCAAUAAAGAUAAUUUGUAUUGUAUUCUGUAUGUAGGUAUGUUGUGUUGCGAAGGUCAGAUGGGAAUUGCUUUGUGUAAAAACCUGACCUACCCAUUCUAGGAUCAUGACGAAAGGCGCACCGUGCUCCUAUUCAGAGAGGUUCCUGAAGAGGCUCCAGUGUGAGGAAGGUAUUAUAUCUCUUCGGAGAGGUGAAGGCACAACCCAACUUAUAUUUACCAAUUAUUUAUUUAAAUGUACCUACUGUAAUAAUUAAUGUAAGAUUGAUUGGCACAACCAAAGAAUCGGGAUAGUUAGUCUAAUAUUACCUAUUCCGAUUCAUAUGGGAGAUGGGACUAAAUAGGAGAAUAAUUUAACAAAUACUAAUAAAAACAUA
Molecule: messenger RNA, 2690 nt
Organism: Amyelois transitella
Lineage: Eukaryota; Metazoa; Arthropoda; Insecta; Lepidoptera; Pyralidae
Product: methyltransferase-like 26
Exons: 2
Coding region: 297-995 (232 amino acids)
Source: RefSeq, a predicted model, not a curated record